AAGUUGAGUAUAUUCCCUUCAAAGUGACGCAAGAAUACUAAAAAAAAAGAAAAUUUUUUGAGGGAAAAUUUGUUUUAUAAAAGAAUUUAGAGAAAUAUUUUAAAUAAACCAUUUUAUUUUGUAAUUAAAAUUUAAAAGAAGAAGCUUUUGUUUAUAAAGAUAAACAUGCAUAGUUUAAAUUUAUUUAAAAGAUGGCCGCUAAAAAGUGUUAGCAAAAUUAAUCAACUAAUGCAAACAGCUUCCAUAUCGGUAAGGACUGUGGAAAAGCCUAAAAAUAUGGCGGAAGAGAAUUCUCCUUAUCCGCGCAAAAUCUUCUCUGGCAUACAACCUACCGGCCAAUUGCAUUUGGGCAAUUAUUUGGGUGCCAUACAAAAAUGGAUAGAGUUGCAAAAUAAUCAAGAGGAUGUUACCUAUUGCAUAGUAGAUAUGCAUUCUAUAACCAUUGAUCAGAAUCCUGCAGUUUUACGUGAAAAUAUUUUCGAAAUGGCUGCCACUAUGUAUGCCUGUGGUCUUAAUCCAGAAGAUGGUAAUCUUUUUGUACAAUCCUCUAUUAAAGAACAUAGUGAAUUAUGUUGGAUAUUGAAUUGUCUAACUACUAUGGCUCGUUUGGGUCAUUUACCACAAUUUAAGGAGAAAUCGCGUAAAGUUAAAGAUGUUCCUUUGGGUUUAUAUGUGUAUCCAGUGCUGCAGGCAGCGGAUAUUAUGUUAUACAAAGCCACCCAUGUACCAGUAGGUGAAGAUCAACUGCAACACAUACAAUUAACUCAACAUUUAACGCGCAUAUUCAAUACACGCUAUGGACAAACUUUCCCCGUUUGUCACGCCAUGAUUGACAAUCAAGAGGCGGCACGUAUACGUUCUUUACGCAAUCCGGCCAAGAAAAUGUCAAAAUCUGAUCCAGAUACUCGAGCCACCAUAAGUAUACGUGAUGAACCUGAUGUUAUAGUGGAGAAAAUUAAAAAAGCUGUUACCGAUUUCACUUCCGACGUAACCUAUGAUCCAGCCAAUCGUCCGGGGGUUUCAAACUUGGUAGCCAUACAUUCCCUAGUAACGGGAACUCCUAUAGAGAAAAUUAUCGAAGAAGCUAGAACUUUAGAUACUGGACGCUAUAAACUAAGAGUAGCUGAGGCAGUGGUAGAACAUUUGAAACCUAUUAAAUCCAAAAUAGACAAACGUUUGGCUCGCAAAACAGAAUUGAUUUAUAUGUUGGAACAGGGUGCCGAAAAGGCACGCCAACAGGCUCAGGAAACUUUGGAAGAUGUUAAACAAAAAAUGGGUUUGGGUAUUUAUACAAAUAUACCACAAAACUUAGAUGUUAACACCUUUAGCGAUAAGGUGGAGGAAAGGCCGGUGAAAGAAGCAAAAGUAGAACCUGCUACAGCCAAAUUCGAUGAGGAGGGAAAACCCAUAGUGCCCAAACAAAAGAUACGCAUAGAAAGUAGACGUUCGAAUCAUACACAAACUUUGGCACCAGCCUUUGAAAUAUCUUUAGGAACGCCAUCAAAAUUGGACAGUAAAAUGGUUACACAGCCAUCAUCCGAACAAGCGACGCAGCAAAAGGAAGAGUUGCCAGAGAAAUCUAUAAACUAAGCUAGCAAUUUAGAAUCUUUGGUUAAUUUUAUAUAAAUGUUUGUUGUGUGUUGUUAUUUAAAAGAAAAUUUGACUUUUUGAAAAAAAAAAACAAAACAAAAUUUUUUUGUUGAAUAAAAGGAAAAUA
Molecule: messenger RNA, 1717 nt
Organism: Lucilia cuprina (Australian sheep blowfly)
Lineage: Eukaryota; Metazoa; Arthropoda; Insecta; Diptera; Calliphoridae
Gene: TrpRS-m
Product: tryptophan--tRNA ligase, mitochondrial
Exons: 4
Coding region: 166-1590 (474 amino acids)
Biological process (GO): mitochondrial tryptophanyl-tRNA aminoacylation
Cellular component (GO): mitochondrial matrix; mitochondrion
Molecular function (GO): tryptophan-tRNA ligase activity; ATP binding
Source: RefSeq, a predicted model, not a curated record